This is a messenger RNA of Gigantopelta aegis, 1687 nucleotides long. Its product is annotated as KICSTOR complex protein kaptin-like. Gene Ontology annotation, cellular component: actin cytoskeleton; KICSTOR complex; lamellipodium. Gene Ontology annotation, molecular function: actin filament binding. Gene Ontology annotation, biological process: cellular response to amino acid starvation; actin filament organization; negative regulation of TORC1 signaling. The record is from RefSeq and is a predicted model, not a curated record. Lineage: Eukaryota; Metazoa; Mollusca; Gastropoda; Neomphalida; Peltospiridae. The transcript is spliced from 12 exons. Bases 29 to 1540 code for a protein of 503 amino acids.
GGGAAAUAACUCUAGAAAGUUAAAGGCAAUGGAAGAUAGAUGGAAAUGGACUGAUGCACAUUUUUGUAGUCUGUCAUCACAAACAAAUGUGUAUGGCUUAACAAAAGUGACAGGCAAUGAAGGAACAAACAAAGUUCUUGUUGCUCCUCUAGAUGGAAGGGUUAUUUCUAUAGAAUAUACACAAAGAGAUAAAAGGUUGACUCCUUGUACAAAAUGCAUUCAGUUUACUUACAUUCCAGGUGAUGCAGAAAUUGUAUCAGUAGAUGUGAUCAGCAACUGUCUCAACCGCCAUGGCAUUGUUGUUGGCAUUACCUUUUUCAAGUUACAAGAAAAUGAAAGUAAACCAGCCAGUCAGUUCCUCAACUUGUAUUCAUCAUGUCAGUCUGGCGAGGAAGCAAACCUGGAUGUGGUUGCUCAGGGUUGCCAGAGUCUGGAGCUCAGCUUUAUACCAUAUCAGCUGAUCCAUACAAAUUUGAUUUUGGAAAAGACCGAGGAAACUGUAUUUUUGCUAAGUGGAGGUGAUAAUAAAAUGCACCUGUAUAGAGAGGUGUCAGAAAACCAUAAGUUUGAAGAGGUUCCUUCAGAUGAAUAUUUUCCAGAGUUUUCAAACAUAACACAGAGUGUAUUAGUGACAACAAUCCUCAAUUUGGAUGGAAACCAGAAACGGUUAACUGCUAUGGGACACCAAGAUGGAUUGGUGAAAUUGUCGUUAGUCGAUGCUGUGAAGAGAGAAAUUUUACAGACAUGGUCUACAGAACACGACAGCCCUAUCACCUGUCUGAAGCUGUUCACUCCAGAGACACAGGUUCCCUGUCCCCCGUUUAUUGAAUCUACGCGUGUGGAAGAAAACGGCUCGUACAAGAGUAGACUGAAAGAUAAAACUUACAACUUGGUGGUAAUAAGUGCUCUAGACACUGCUGUUGUCUACAGGAACAUGAUGCAGAGUGGAUUUACCGACCCACUUCCAUUGCCCGGCAGUGAUCAGUUUGACUGUCCCAUGUGUGCGUGCAUUGUUGACAUCGACUUUGAUGGAGAACAUGAAAUUUUGAUUGGUACCUAUGGUCAGGAAUUACUUGCAUACAAGUACGUAAGUAAAAAACAUGUGCCUCCAGAAAAACCAGCAGACUUUGUUGAACCUGCAUCUGAUGUCAUAGAUCCCCUCAAUACACCGGUACUCAAGAACGACAUCCAGCUAGAAGAGAUACCAUCACAGACAAGGAGAAACCUGGACUGUGUUGUGACCGGCAGCACACCAGACAGUGCUGAUGGGCACCAUGAUGAUGUGGAUCGGUCUACAGGGUUUCACUUGUUGUGGCAGAGGAGCUUUCCGUGUCCAGUGAUGGGGAUCGAUUCAUUAGACAUUACAGGGGAUGGCAUUGAAGAACUCAUAGUGGUUACAUUGAAAGGACUACAUAUUCUGCAGCCUGACCUCAACGAAGUGUCGGAGUUACUGUUAGAAAGACUGCGAAGUCUUACAGACACUGGCUCAGAUGCUGACGAUGCCUACAGGAUUCUACAAACUGAAACAUUUGGCAAGUGAAUCGUGAUCUUGUGGGUGAUGUGAGAAUGGAACGAUUUUACUCGUGUGAGGGUGUGCCUGGUAGAGAGUGAAGUAUAUAUCAAGAAUGGAACAUUGUUGCUCAUAUUAAUGUGUGCCUGGUAACAAGUGAAAUAUAAUGACAAAACU